AUGUGGAUCCUCGACCAAAGCCUCCAGACGAUAUGCAAGGGCAACUGGGGUGAAGUUUCUGCUCAACUCGACGCGGCCCGGUGUCUCUACCUGGAGAAAAGCGGCAUGAAAGUCAUCCAAGCCAUGCAGCUCGUCCCUGACAUCGAUUAUACUGCGCCUGUGCUCGGUGUCGUGAAAGUUCUUCUCGGGGCUGUGCAAGCUGCUGCCGACGGACGAAGUCAGGCUGUUCACGGGUUCGAUGACCUUGAUCAAAUAUUUUCCGAAAUCGAGCUGUUCCUGCAGACUUUCCCUGACGACUACAAAGUCAAAGACACGGCAGUGGAUCUCGUUGUUGCCACAUUCAAGGCAGUUGAGCUUGCAAUCAAGUUUUUCACGUCAAGCUCUGGCAGACGAAUGUUCAAUGCGAUCUCCAACGGGAAUCAGUAUCAGAAAUGUUUGCGCGAUAGUCUCAGCGAGAUGAAAGCCUGCAGCCAGCAGCUGGUUCAGGAUGCCCUUGGUUCGCACAUGCACCAUACACAGCAUUCAAUGAGGAAAAUCUUGCACGAACUCGGAGCAUUGAGGAGGAUGCAUGAGGCGUUUGUCAAAGCUCAGGAGGGACAGCGUCAAAUGUUCAACGCGAUGACUUCAUUGCUCACUGAAUACAAUCGUAGCCAAGAAGAGAAUCGCCACCUGCGAGCGGAGAUCUAUCGCAUCCGGUCUCGGACGGCAUCUCCUACACCAGCCACCAUAUAUUUCACCAAAAAUGACGAUCUCUUGGACUUCAUUGGUAUACCAAACUUCGAGGAAAGCGACAUGCAACACAUUUUGCAGAAGAAAAGUCGUUUGGAUUCAGAACAGCAAGUGCGGGCCGAAGCUAUUGUUCAGAACCAGCGGUUCAAGGACUGGAUUAUCUCCCCGAUGUCUGAGAUGCUCCUUAUCCACGGCGACUUCCGCGAGGGCAACCAAAGAGUAUCCGCACUAUCUCUGUUCUGCACAACGCUCACGGCAGCUCUGCGGGCAGACCGAAGCUUCCUUCCAUUAAUAUUCUUCUGCGGCAGCCACCUUGAGGAUGACCCUUGUGCUGGAGGAUUAUUGAUGAUCUCCAGCCUCGUGGUGCAACUAUUAUCGCAGCAGACCUUUGACAUCCGGUGCUUCCCAAAUAAGCUAUAUGAGGAUCUGAAGCAGUGUGGCAACAUCGCCGCCUUGUGCUCUUUGUUCAAAUGGCUUCUUCGCCAGCUGCCGAGCAAUGUAACUGUUUUCUGUCUGAUAGAUGGUGCCGUGUAUUACGAGCGCGACCACUUCAUGGACGGCAUGUCAGAGGUACUUACCAAGAUUCUAGACAUGACGAACGAGGGCAGUCUCCCUGUAACUGCCAAGGUGUUAGUCACAAGUCCUACACCUACGAGUCUGAUACGAUUACCCUUCGAGGUCAAGGAUUCUCUUUUGUCCCUAGCAACAAUGUCGUUACGGAGAUGGGGGUCUAGCCAGUCACGAUUGGAGCGUGAAAUGGGCGAGGAGUUAUGUGAUUCAUAG
This is a messenger RNA of Lasiodiplodia theobromae, 1512 nucleotides long. RefSeq lists its product as uncharacterized. The coding region runs from base 1 to 1512 and encodes 503 amino acids. NCBI's taxonomy places the organism in Eukaryota, Fungi, Ascomycota, Dothideomycetes, Botryosphaeriales, Botryosphaeriaceae. The transcript is spliced from 7 exons. The record is from RefSeq and is a predicted model, not a curated record.